AUGGAGCUUAAGGAAGAAUGGAUCCUUCCGGAUGAAGUCUUCAAGAAUCCGUUGUUGGAACGAACUUUGCUCGGUUUGAGGUACUAUGGGUUGCUGCUGUACGACUCACAAUCGCACAAGAAACUGCAUUGCUUUCGUGGUACGGUGUUUACGGUGUCCAUGGUCCUGUUCAACUGCACGCAGUACGUUGAUUUAUGGCAGGUUUGGGGUCACGUGUCAGACAUGACGGCAAAUGCGGCCACCACGCUGCUGUUCACCACUACAAUCUUUCGGAUAAUCUUCUUCUACUUUCAUCGGGCACGAUUCAAUAACAUCAUCCAAGUGGCCCACGUGGGCAUCCAGCGAAUCAUCAAAGACGACUGGAAGGACGAACAGCAGAUCUUGAGUGGCAAUCUGCGCUACCUCAAGCGCCUGACGGUUGUGUUUUGGAGCUGCGCAUUGAUCACGGCCAAUACGAUGUGCGUUUACGCGUUGGUGCAGUUCUUCAUUUACGACAGUCCUCAGGACAACGAUGUGCAUGAGCAGCUAGAAUCGAAUCGAACUGGAACGCCAAUACAUCCGAUGCCCAUUCUUCGCUCGUGGUAUCCGGCCCCAGAUGGGAAGGAUAACCACUUUCUGGAGAUCUACCUGAUCCAGUUGUACAUCAUGUACGUGGGCCAGCUGAUCGUACCCUCCUGGCACAUGUUUAUGGUCACCCUCAUGAUCUAUGGCCGCACGGAGUUCUGUGUCCUAAACCACCGUUUAUCCUGCCUGGAACGGUAUCACAAAACGGCCCCAGAAAAGGACUCCAACGAGCACGUGGACAAUGCCGAAAGACGUCGAAUUAUCAUUGAUUGCAUCAAGCGCCAGUCGAGUCUGGUAGCGUACAUCCGAGAGCUCGAGCAGCUCACAAGGGCCGCGGUUUUACUGGACUUUGUUGUAUUCUCCGUGCUACUGUGUGCACUACUGUUCGAGGCGUCGAUGACCACAUCCUUGGUGCAGGUGUUCAUAGAUAUCUGCUACAUUACGACGAUGACCGCCAUCUUGUUUUUAUACUACUGGCACGCGAACGAGAUUCACGUUUGCGCUGAUCAACUGUCGAUGUCAGCAUACAAAAGCGACUGGUACCGGUACGAUCGCGGCACGAACAGGAUGCUACAAAUCUUCAUCCUGUACAGCAACCGACCGGUUAAAAUGCAAGCCUUUUUCAUCUCAAUGUCGUUGGACACGUUCUUGGCUAUUCUUCGAGCGUCGUACAGUUAUUUCACGAUUCUGAAACAAUUGACCGAUUAG
Anopheles nili is the source of this 1272-nucleotide messenger RNA. RefSeq names its product odorant receptor 56a (gene Or56a). Gene Ontology annotation, cellular component: plasma membrane. Gene Ontology annotation, biological process: detection of chemical stimulus involved in sensory perception of smell; sensory perception of smell. Lineage: Eukaryota; Metazoa; Arthropoda; Insecta; Diptera; Culicidae. The record is from RefSeq and is a predicted model, not a curated record. Bases 1 to 1272 code for a protein of 423 amino acids. The transcript has 4 exons. Gene Ontology annotation, molecular function: olfactory receptor activity; odorant binding.